GUGGGGCCGGGGCAGGUGCCAGGGGGAGGCAGGAAGGGGCGGGCAGGGCGCUGCCUGCUCCUUGCCAUUGGGGACCGGCCGCAGGCAGCGGCUGGAGCCUGCCGGGCAGCGCCGUGCUGGAGAGCGCCGGGUCCCGCACCCACGGGGCUCCGCGUCCCACCGGCGGUAGCGGCGGGGGGGGAGCGCGCCCGGCCCGCGGCGCCCGGCGAAGGCUCCCGCGGGAGGCUCUGGCAGCGAAGCCCCGGCGGAGGUGUCCGCCCGCAGCCCGGAGCAGGGUCCCGUCGGAGAGUCCAGCAGCCCGGCUGAGCCCUGCAGCGGAGCCGGGCUGAGCCCCGCCGUGGAGGCUGCCGGAGCCGGGCUGAGCCCCGCGGCGGAGCCCAGCCGAAGCCCGGCCGUACCCGGGAGCGGAGCCCCGUCGGGGCAGCCGGUUGCAGCGCGGACAGAGCCCCGGAGCCCGCCCGGGGGAGGCUCCCGCAGCCAGCGGGACCUCCAGCCCUCGGUGAGCGGCGGCGCCCGGGGAUCGCCCCCCGGUCCCUCCAUGGACUGAGAUGGCCUCGGAGCUGGCCAUGAGCGCGGAGCUGCCCACCAGCCCCCUCGCCAUCGAAUACGUGAACGAUUUCGACCUGAUGAAGUUCGAGGUGAAGAAGGAACCGGCGGAGGCGGAGCGGCUGUGCCACCGUCUGCCCGCCGGUUCCCUCUCCUCCACCCCGCUCAGCACGCCCUGCUCCUCCGUGCCUUCUUCGCCCAGCUUCUGCGCUCCCAGUCCUGGCGGGCAACCGGCCGCCGGUCCCCCAGCUGCCGCCGCCGCUUCCCUGGGCUCCAAACAGCAGCUGGAGGAGCUGUACUGGAUGUCGGGUUACCAGCAUCACCUCAAUCCCGAAGCUCUCAACCUGACGCCGGAGGACGCGGUGGAGGCGUUGAUCGGUGCCCCUCACCAUCAUCAUCAUCACCAUCAAGGUUAUGAGCCUUUCCGACCUCAGCCCUUCGGUGGCGAGGAGCUACCGCCGGCCGCCCAUCAUCAUCCCGGCCAUCACCAUCAUCAUCAUCACCACCUGCGUUUGGAGGACCGCUUCUCCGACGAUCAGUUGGUGAGUAUGUCGGUACGGGAGCUGAACCGGCAGCUGCGGGGCUUCAGCAAGGAGGAGGUGAUCCGCCUCAAGCAGAAGAGGAGGACCUUGAAGAACCGAGGCUACGCUCAAUCCUGCCGUUACAAGCGGGUCCAGCAACGGCACAUCUUGGAGAACGAGAAAUGCCAACUCCAGAGCCAGGUGGAGCAGCUCAAGCAGGAGGUGACACGCUUGGCCAAGGAAAGGGAUCUGUACAAAGAAAAAUAUGAGAAGUUAGCCGGCCGGGGCUUCCCAAGGGAGCCCUCCCCAUCCGCCGCCCCCAAACCCGCUGCUGACUACUUCAUGUGAGCCGCAUACCUGGGGUGAGGGGUGUAUGUGUGUGUGGGGGGGUCCCUCGCUUUUUUUUCCUCACCCCCUCCACGUGGGGAGAGCAAACCCUCUGCUUGUAUUAAAAAAAAAAACCCACAACUUUUUUGCCCACUGAAAUUUUGGAGAGAGUUGAACCCCUCAACAGCCGGGACUUGGGGCUGGGGAUGGGGCGGGGGGGCGGCAGCGGACCUGGAGCCAGCCUGCAUGCGGGACGUGUACGGCGCGCAGCCACCCCCCCACCCCGGGAGCAUCAGCGCCAUCCAGGUGGCUUCCCCCCCACCGCCACAAACAUCACCACCCCCUACCCACAUACACCCCCCCACCCCUUAUCCUGUGUGUUUAACCCCCGAUUUGAUUUUCUUUUUCGAGGGGUCUCCACGGAUCGGCCGGGCGGGUCGCAGGUAGCGCUGCACCCUGCCCGGCCUCGCCGCCCGAACCCCCCCGGCCGGCAAACCUGAGCCACAUUUAACUUAUUCACCCUUGUAAAUAUGUAGAAAUUAGUUAGUUUUCUGCUUUUUUUUUUCCUUGAGCCUAUAUUUUGCUUGGUGAUUUACGAAAAAAAAAAAAACCCCACAACCCAAAAUCCUUUAGAAAAGAAAAAAAAAUACACGAGUCUUAAAAAGUUUGUAUGUAAUAGCAUGCAAAUAAUAUCGAGUUAAUUUAAUGAUGUUGGGAAGAAGCCGAAUGCACUAUAUACAGGAAUCAAUUGGGUUAAAUAAUACUGUUUUAUAGAGAUUUAAAAUUAUCUAUGCUCUUUAAAAUAGCGGGGCGGGGGGGAGGUAACAAUUUUAGGGUGACCUGAAAGGCAAUAUAGUAAUAUAUGGACUGCAAACGGUUGGCUGCUAUCUCACUAUGCACCAGAUUUAUUUAUUAACCCUCGGGAAACGGAAUAUUAUUUUAACCUCGAUGUUGAAAGAAGGAAAGAAAAUGCACAUUAUUUCUUGCAAAAAAAAAAAAAGAUUAAUUCGUGCAAUUGUGUUUGGAGCAAAAGCGGGGCCGAUCCUGCGCGGAGGAGCGGGGUUUUUUUAACAAGUUGCUUAUUUAAAAAAGAAAAACCAUUAAAAAAAAAAUAUGGGGGACAACACAAGGGUCUUGCGGACAAAGCGAGCUUGGGAGCCUGGUGCAUUUUAGGUACUGAUCGUGCGAAGCGGUUUUUAACGACCUGUUGUUUCGAUUUGUGACGGUUUUAACGAUGUUGCAUCAAGAUAAAAACUUAUAUUCAACUAGA
This is a messenger RNA of Falco peregrinus (peregrine falcon), 2664 nucleotides long. RefSeq names its product MAF bZIP transcription factor A (gene MAFA). Gene Ontology annotation, molecular function: RNA polymerase II cis-regulatory region sequence-specific DNA binding; DNA-binding transcription factor activity, RNA polymerase II-specific. Gene Ontology annotation, cellular component: nucleus. Bases 549 to 1415 code for a protein of 288 amino acids. The record is from RefSeq and is a predicted model, not a curated record. The transcript has a single exon. Lineage: Eukaryota; Metazoa; Chordata; Aves; Falconiformes; Falconidae. Gene Ontology annotation, biological process: regulation of transcription by RNA polymerase II; retinal rod cell development.